AUGACUGUAAACACAGUAACUCAAAAUACCACAGUUAAUUUUGUGGCUGUUGUUAUGGAUACAGCAACUAUGCGAACCUGGACAAUCUGCCCUGUCCAGAUCCUGACGAAGUGUCAGCUCAGUGCGCCCGCUGCCGCCCCGCCGGAGGGGUGUGGGGUGCCGCCGCCGCCGCCGCUGCGGCAGCCUGGCCAGUGCGCUGCGCGACCCCGCGGCUGGCGCGCCCGUGCCGUGCGGCGCCCCGGCUACGAGUCACCGGCGGUGCUCGUGCCAUUGGCCGACAACAGGUUUCCUCGGCUGCAAAGAGAUCACAUUUGGUUUCCUCGUGUGACGAGAGUCCAUUACAUUGCCGAAACUGACGAAAUCUGUGGUGAAAUCGUGCAUAGGAACCAUAGGACCAGAGCGCCUGUACAGAAUGCAUUCCUUAUGAUCCAAGAUCACUUUUCGUGGGUUCAGAGGGAUGGCAUGCAGAAGAUCAUCCUGCAUAUCUACAAAAAUAACAGUGGAGCUCUUCAAACCUUGUGCUGUGUUCUCAAGUUUGAGCCGUAUGCCUCCAGGUGUCACUCAGUUUGCUUGUUAUGCAGAAACAGAGCAUGAUCAAACUGACAGUGGAGGUGUAUAUUGGUGCUGAACAUGCUAAGAGUUGCCUGUGGUGCCACGAGACACAGUCACUAAUUAUUGUAAGAAGAUGCUUUAGAAUGGAGCAUCACAAAGCUCUUGCUUAAGGGAAAGGCUAUAAAAGCAUGGUAUGAUUUGUUUGUGGAAACAGGCUGUGUGGCACUUCGAGAGAAAGGGAAAGGUCACCCAUGGAAAGCAGGCUCUCGUGCA
This is a messenger RNA of Schistocerca gregaria, 825 nucleotides long. RefSeq lists its product as uncharacterized. Bases 1 to 594 code for a protein of 197 amino acids. The transcript has 7 exons. Lineage: Eukaryota; Metazoa; Arthropoda; Insecta; Orthoptera; Acrididae. The record is from RefSeq and is a predicted model, not a curated record.